UCUGCAAUGUAGCGCUCGCGGCAGCGUGCUACUGGCAGGGAUAUCGCCUUGUCGGUUUCCCGCCAAGAGGCUGCUGGGUGACUGCUCCGGGCAGUGCCUAGCAUGCAGCGUGAGGUUGGUAGCUUCCCCUUGGCGCCUUCUGUAAGGGCCAAGCUGAUCGCUGCUGGCUUCAGUACCCUGCAGGACGUAGCGGACGUGACAGCCAUUGAACUCGCUAGAGAAUCUGGAAUAUCUGAAGACAGUGCUGUGAAAGUCUUGCAGGUUUUGAGGAGAGAGAACCAGAGCGGCACAUCAGUAACCCUGAAACACACAGCAUUGGAGUUACUGGAACAGGAACAAGCCCAGGCCUCCAUUAUAACCUUCUGCUCAGCAUUAGAUGAGGUUCUUGGAGGGGGUGUGCCAUUGUCCAAGGUCACAGAAAUAUGUGGGCCGCCUGGUGUGGGAAAAACACAAUUAUGCAUGCAGCUUGCCAUUGAUGUGCAAAUCCCAGAGUGCUUUGGCGGUGUUGAUGGAGAAACCGUGUACAUUGAUACAGAGAAUGGCUUUCUCGUGGAGAGACUGGUGGAUAUUGCCAAUGCUUGUGUUCUGCACUGCAGUCUUAUAACACAGGCUCAUCAACAAGAUGACCAGAAAAUAGCCAUGCAGAGGUUCACGCUCAACAACAUAUUGUCAAAGACUCAUUACUUCAGCUGCCAGAACUAUGCUGAGCUUCUUGCACAGAUAUUUGUCCUUUCAGACUUCAUAGCCCAGCAUACCAAGAUCAAACUGGUUAUCAUUGAUAGCAUUGCAUUUCCUUUUCGACAUUCCUUUGAUGACCUUUCUUUACGGACGCGCCUUCUAAAUAUGGUGGCACAGCAGUUAAUAAAUAUUGCCAGUCAACACAAGCUAGCAGUGGUAAUAACGAAUCAAAUGACCACGAGAAUUGGACCUAGUGAGUCACUGCUUGUACCAGCUUUAGGUGAAAGCUGGGGCCAUGCGGCUACUAAUCGGAUCAUUCUUCACUGGGAAGGAUUGCAAAGAUUUGCAGCGUUAAACAAGGCAUCAAACCAGAAAGACGUCACUGUACAAUUUCAAAUAACGCAUAAAGGUUUUCGAGAUGUACAAGCUGUCGAGCCAAAUUCAGCCAAGACAAAGUCUGAAAUAAACCCACGCAAGCGCCUAAGGGAACAUGAUAAAGAAUACCAGCCUUAAAUUUAUAUACAUAAUUUUACUCUAAAUUGAACAAUUAUUUAUUUGUCUUUUGUCCAUGCACUUAGUAAAGAAUGAAAGCGUGAAAGUACGAAGAUGUUUUUUUAUAUAAUCACUAGUUAAUCUUAUAAUUGUUGUACUUACUAAUAUAAGACAAUGAUUAUUUUCUUUAAAGAGUUUUUUUUUCCACAAUCUGCACCACUUUUGUUUAUGGGCUGUGUCUGAACUUCACAUCCAUUUACUUAAAGUGGGCUGAACAUUUAAAGGGCAUCUGUCAGCAGAUUUGUCCCUAUGAAACUGGCCUCUUACAUGUGCACUUGGCAGCUGAAGGCAUCUGUGUUGGUCCCAUGUUCAUAUGUGCCCGCAUUGCUGAGAAAAAUGUUUUAAUAUAUGCAAAUGAGCCUUUAGGAGCAAUAGGGUCGGGGGGAAUGGGGGGGGGGAAACAGACCUUGUUUCUAAUCUUGAAAAACUUGUUAUAAAUGUAAACUUUUUAAUGGUAAUAAUGUUCAAAAUCACAAAUAAGCUGUAUGUCUGUAUACUGUCUUCUAUUGAAGUAAAAAUACUCAAUUAUUAAUUCUAUUUCUGUGUUUUGCUGUUAACCUAUAUUCCCAUCUCUAGAUAU
Bufo bufo (common toad) is the source of this 1810-nucleotide messenger RNA. It is a transcript of the gene RAD51C, whose product is annotated as RAD51 paralog C. Gene Ontology annotation, cellular component: replication fork; Rad51B-Rad51C-Rad51D-XRCC2 complex; Rad51C-XRCC3 complex. Gene Ontology annotation, biological process: DNA repair; reciprocal meiotic recombination; meiotic DNA recombinase assembly. Gene Ontology annotation, molecular function: four-way junction DNA binding; ATP binding; ATP hydrolysis activity. NCBI's taxonomy places the organism in Eukaryota, Metazoa, Chordata, Amphibia, Anura, Bufonidae. The record is from RefSeq and is a predicted model, not a curated record. The coding region runs from base 103 to 1191 and encodes 362 amino acids. The transcript has 9 exons.